This is a messenger RNA of Dentiscutata erythropus, 177 nucleotides long. The record is from the annotation of a GenBank genome assembly. Lineage: Eukaryota; Fungi; Glomeromycota; Glomeromycetes; Diversisporales; Gigasporaceae.
AUGGAUCAGAAUGAACGGCCCAGGAUAACUGUUAUUAUUCAUAAAAUUGUCAUUGGCUUGACUAGAAACAAUUCUUGGAAAACCGACAAAAUUAAACUUAAUAUUCCAACUAAUAAGAUAAUUAUAAAUAAUUCAGUUGUCAAAAAAGAUUUAGACUUAGAAAUUUUAAAAUUUUAA